AUGAUCAACUCCGUUGCUAUUCUGGCUCUUGCCAGCCCGGCCUUCGCCGGUCUCAUGCAGGCUCGUGGUGAGGAAUUCAUCCGUCCCUCCGCUCAGAGCUCUGCUGCCGUUGCUGCCCCUGCCCAAGUUGAGGGCUGGGGUGAGAGCUGGUCCAAGCCGGCCGGGCACUCCUCGACUCACGACUCCUGGAGCAAGACCACUGAGUCGUGGACAACCCCGGAGCACCACCACACCUCCACCACUUCGGGGCACGAGCACACCACCACCCCGUGCACCACCUCGACCACCCCGGUGCACAGCACCUCGGUGAAGACCACCACCCCGGUGCAUACCACCUCGACCACCCCGGUGCACACCACCUCGACCACGCCCCACGUCCCCGUGAAGCCUGGUACUACCAAGACGCUCACUAUGGUGACCACCACCUGCCCUGUCACCUCGUCUACCAUCACGUCUGGCUCUCAGACCUUCACCGUUCCCGUCACUGGAACAAGCACCAUCACCAUCACCAAGACCACCGUCUGCACCUUCUGCGAGAACGAGCAGCCUUUGACCUUCCAGAACGCCACUCAGCCCGCAACCGCAGGCCCCACCGCCCCUAUUCUGACCACCGGAGUCGUGGUUACUACCCAGCAGUCCGUUUCCACCCAGCCCGCUGAGACCCAGCCCGUUUCCACCCAGCCCGCUGUGACCCAGCCCGCUGUCCCCGCUCAGUCUCAGCCCGCUGUCCCCGCUCAGUCCCAGCCCGCUGUCCCCGCUCAGUCUCAGCCCGCUGUCCCCGCUCAGUCUCAGCCCGCUGUCCCCGCUCAGUCCCAGCCCGCUGUCCCCGCUCAGUCCCAGCCCGCUGUCCCCGCUCAGUCUCAGCCCGCUGUCCCCGCUCAGUCUCAGCCCGCUGUCCCCGCUCAGUCUCAGCCCGCUGUCCCCGCUCAGUCUCAGCCCGCUGUCCCCGCUCAGUCCCAGCCCGCUGUCCCCGCUCAGUCUCAGCCCGCUGUCCCGGCUCAGUCUCAGCCCGCUGUCCCCGCUCAGUCCCAGCCCGCUGUCCCCGCUCAGUCUCAGCCCGCUGUCCCGGCUCAGUCCCAGCCCGCUGUCCCGGCUCACUCCCAGCCCGCUGUCCCCGCUCAGUCUCAGCCCGCUGUCAGCCCCUCCACCCCCCAGACCCCCCAGAAGCCCUCUACCCCUCAGCAGCCCGGCUCCUCCCCCUCCUCCUUCACCGGUGCUGCUUCCAACGUCAAGCCCGUUGCUGGCCUCCUUGCCGGUGUUGUUGGUCUCAUGGCUCUCCUGUAA
Messenger RNA from Penicillium samsonianum, 1284 nucleotides. RefSeq names its product putative cell surface protein (gene cspA). Bases 1 to 1284 code for a protein of 427 amino acids. Lineage: Eukaryota; Fungi; Ascomycota; Eurotiomycetes; Eurotiales; Aspergillaceae. The transcript is spliced from 2 exons. The record is from RefSeq and is a predicted model, not a curated record.